Pogoniulus pusillus (Red-fronted tinkerbird) is the source of this 1838-nucleotide messenger RNA. It is a transcript of the gene RSPO4, whose product is annotated as R-spondin 4. NCBI's taxonomy places the organism in Eukaryota, Metazoa, Chordata, Aves, Piciformes, Lybiidae. The transcript has 5 exons. Bases 271 to 942 code for a protein of 223 amino acids. The record is from RefSeq and is a predicted model, not a curated record.
UAUAAAGGGCAGAGCUCCGGGAGCAGCCAGCAAUUCCCUGCCACCAUGAGCCGUCCCCUGGCCUGACAACACCACCCCCCUGCCAGCCGGGGCCGAUGCCACCUCCGAGCGGGGCUGGAUGCCUGCGGGGUGGGAUGGUGUGAGCCUGGAGCUGCUCUCCUCCUUCCACCCACCCUGCCACCCAGCCUGCCACCCCUCGGCUGGCUCUGCCAGGAGGAGAAUCCUCCACUUCAGCCCAGUUCGGCUGCUCUGCUGCCUCCCCCUGCCCAGAUGCAGUGGAUAAUCCUCAUGUUGCUGCUAUUCAUCAGCUCCAUGGACAUGAUCCCGCAGAACCGAGGGAAGAAGCAAGUGAGCUCGGCGCUGCUGGAGAACUGCACUGGCUGCGUGCUGUGCUCGGAGGACAACGGCUGCGUCUCCUGCCACCACCGCCUCUUCCUGCUCAUCUGGAGGGAUGGCAUCCGCCAGGCUGGCACCUGCGUCCACACCUGCCCCCCCGGCUACUUCGGCCUCAGGGGGAUGGAGGUCAACAGGUGCACAAAGUGCAGGUCGCCCAGCUGCGAGAGCUGCUUCAGCAGGGACUUCUGCAUGAAGUGCAAGGACAAGUUCUACCUGCACAAGGGACAAUGCUUCCGGCAGUGCCCGCCCAGCACCGCGGCGCAGCCUGGCACCCGCGAAUGCCAAGAGACCUGCGAGCCGGGGCCGUGGAGCCCGUGGAGCCCCUGCACCCACGAGGGACGGACCUGUGGCUGCAAGUGGGGUGUGGAGACGAGGGUCCGGGAGGUGCCAGAGGCCACCCGGGAGGAGGGCAUCUCCUGCCCUGCGCAGCUGGAGACCAGGAAAUGCCGCAUGAAGAAACACUGCCCAGGAGACAAAACUGAACCCAAAAAUAAAGGCAAAAAGAGGCAGAAGAAGCCCAAGACAGAACCACAAGCGGGCACUUAGUGGCACUGGCACAGGAGCUGGGGGGAGAGGGCAACGUGGUGGGAGAUGAUCAGGAGCCGAACGGCGGCAUGGAGAGCUCCUGAUCAUCUCCCACCACGUUGCCCCAGCCUCAUCAUCCUCAUUUUGUUCCCCCCACACCAACAAAUUGCACAAUUUUCCCUCCCCUCUUCCCUUUUCCCUUUCCCCUUUCUUUUCCAGGACAAAUUUACAGCCUGCAAACCAUUUCCUCUUCAGAACAACCUAAUCCGCAGCGUCCAAAGCUGUGCCCCCAGGGCUGGGUGAAGUUGUUGUUGGGGGAGGGGGGGGGUUGGCUCCUUUAUUUUCCUGGUUAUUCCUUCUCUCCUCACCCCCUCCCUCCCCCGGCUCUCAGCCUUCUCUGACCUUUCUCUCCCUUCCAGCUGGGUGGGAUGAUGUUGGGUACCACAUCUGGAUGGGUAUUGCCCCUUCCCCAGAGGGCUGAGGGAUGCUGUUCCCAUCACGGCCCAGUUGCACAAGGGCUGGAUGGGGUCCUCCAUCCUUCAGCAACCAAUAUGAGACCACCAGACUGGCAGCCCCACUGGCAUCUUGGCAUCCAGCAUCCUCACCACUGUGCCCAAAUCCUGCCAUCCUUGGUUGGAGGAGCUUCUUUUCCCAGCAGGAAUUUGGGGUGGUCAUCAGGAGCCCAGGCAAGGGGAUGCUGCUGCCUCCUGCGUUCUGCAGCUGGAAGGAGCAGCCACCCCCCGCCCCCCUCCCCACAUGCACCUUAAAUGUGGCACAGUCUGGGGGUGCUGGUCCUGCCCCUCACCUCUCCAAGCCCGCAGGAAUCAAGGCCACACCUCCAAUGUGUCACUUUCAUUGCGUAUUCGACUUCGAUUCCUGCCCCAGCAACCCGCAAGCAUCUCUGGUAUCUGGGGGGG